GUUAGAAUGGAAAACUACCACAUUCUUGGCCGGAUUGGUGAAGGAGCACACGGUAUAGUGUACAAAGCUAAACGUAUUCAAAGUGGGGAUCUGGUGGCAUUGAAGAAAGUUCCUCUCAGAAAUUUGGAGGAUGGUUUUCCUACGGAGGUUUUGAGGGAGAUCAAGGCGCUCCAGCACAUUGACUUUCAUCCAAAUAUCGUGAAGUUACGAGAAAUAUUUCCCCACGGCACAGGAUUCGUACUUGUAUUCGAGUAUAUGUUAUCAGAUUUAUCAGAAGUAAUCAGAAAUUCGGCGUAUCGACUGACAGCCGGACAGAUCAAAAGUUACAUGUUGAUGUUACUGAAAGGGAUCAGCUUUUGUCACUCAAACAAUAUUAUCCAUCGGGAUCUGAAACCUGCCAACCUUCUUAUCAGCUCCACUGGUCACUUGAAGAUAGCAGAUUUUGGCCUGGCGAGAGUUCACGACAACUCCACCCAGCGGUGCUACUCUCAUCAGGUAGCCACUAGAUGGUACAGAUCUCCAGAGCUGCUCUACGGAGCUCGACUCUACGACUCUGCAGUGGACAUAUGGGCAGUGGGCUGCAUAUUCGGGGAGAUGCUGAACAACUCACCCCUGUUUCCAGGAGAGACGGAUAUUGAGCAACUGUUCUGUGUGUUAAGGGUACUGGGUACCCCCACCAGUGAGAUUUGGCCAGUCAUGACGUCACUACCGGACUACAACAAGAUCACAUUUGAACACUGUGUCCCGAUCCCUUUGGUGGAGGUGGUGCCAGAAGCGAGCUCUGAAGCAGUUGACCUCAUAUCACAGUUCCUGGUGUACAAUGCAGCUGACAGACUGCCGGCUGCUCAGGCACUCCUACACCCGUGGUUCUUCAUAGAACCUCUACCAGCACACCACUCGGAACUACCUAUUCCUACCCGUCACAACAAGAAAGCUGCUCAUGAUAUUGACAUUGAUAUCCCCGUGGAGAGGAAGAUGUGUAACCCUGUCCUCUUUAACGUUAAUGCGAAGUCUGUGGUGGAGUCUUAGCAGCUUAUGUUAGAGUGUGUUAGAGUGUGUGGGAGUGGUGUUGGGGUGGUAACUGUGUUAGAGUGGUCACUUUCUUGGCUGAAUUGUUUGGAGCACUGGUUCUCAGUGAUACCAAGUUUGUUGCGGUACAUUAGGCAGGAUUACGUUGUCUAAUGAUGCAUUAUGUUCUAUCUACAUUUGUUUUCCAGUUAUCAGAUGACCGCUACUUGACCGCUUUUGAUCUUUCGUCGAACCAUACGUUGUCACAGCGUUAACUUGAACACAACGGAAAAUAUUUUGAAAUCAAAUUUUAUUGUUAACUUUAUAUAGUUUUAAUUUUUAAAGCUUUUCCGUAUUUCUCACCUCCCAGCCCAUUUUGUUAUGUACAGUUAACAUGUUUAAUAUUUAUUAUUAAUGUAAAUAUUAUUGUUCAGACGAUCAGAAAUAUCAGUUAU
Molecule: messenger RNA, 1463 nt
Organism: Bolinopsis microptera
Lineage: Eukaryota; Metazoa; Ctenophora; Tentaculata; Lobata; Bolinopsidae
Product: cyclin-dependent kinase 20-like
Exons: 7
Coding region: 7-1029 (340 amino acids)
Biological process (GO): protein phosphorylation
Cellular component (GO): nucleus
Molecular function (GO): ATP binding; protein serine/threonine kinase activity
Source: RefSeq, a predicted model, not a curated record